Molecule: messenger RNA, 1925 nt
Organism: Toxotes jaculatrix (banded archerfish)
Lineage: Eukaryota; Metazoa; Chordata; Actinopteri; Toxotidae
Product: palmitoyltransferase ZDHHC23-A-like
Exons: 9
Coding region: 16-1638 (540 amino acids)
Molecular function (GO): palmitoyltransferase activity; small molecule binding
Source: RefSeq, a predicted model, not a curated record
CUUUAGCAAGCCAUUAUGCAAUGGGAGAAGUUAAAGCCUCCAGAGCCAGAUGAUCCUAUGUGUUGCUGUGAGUGUGAUUUCUACCAGUACGGAUGUUGCUGUGACUGUGAAGAUCUGGAUGAAGCCUUUAACAGGUGGCUCAAAGACAAACCACCUACAAGUGGAUGUCAGUUUCCUGUUCUUGGGGCCAUGAUUGAGAACCUAGAGAUCUCCAUGAUCCCGGCCCUGGUGCUGCUACCUCUCCUCCUCCGGGUUGCAGCACUGCACUACCUGCUGGGCAUCAUCAUUCUGACAGCUCUGCCAGGCUUGGUCCUCUGGUACUACUACGCCACGCACCGAAAAAAGAGACGCACCCUCUUCUUCCUCACUCUUGCGCUCUACUCUCUGGCCUAUAUGUAUUACCUCUUCAUCACAGAGAUUUUACCUCUCGGGGACGUCAGCCACCUGCAGGUGUGCACUGUGACCACUGGGAUGAUUCUGACCAUCUGCUUGCUUAUUCACACCAAGAGAGGCCCAGGAUUUGUAACCCCUUCCCUACUUGAAGCACACAGCAGGAGUCAGGAGGCAAACAAAGACUCUACAUACCUUAACGGACCUAUCCAGUCAUCAGCAGCCUCCUCCUCAACAGCGACUGCAGCAGAGUUGCAGACAACAAAAGAGGCCCUGACAGCAAAAUGGAGCCAGUGUCCUGUGUGCAAAAUAAUGCGACCCCCGCGGGCAGGACACUGUCGAACCUGUGGCUCCUGCGUCCAGCGUCUGGAUCACCACUGCGUCUGGAUAAACAGCUGUGUUGGACAGGCGAACCACCGCAGCUUUCUGCUUACCCUCUCUGUGUUCGUGCUGACUUCUCUGUACGGGAUCAGUUUGGUGCUUUGCAGCCUCUGCCCUCGACAGUAUCUGAUGACGGCUCUCCUCUACUGCCCCGGCGUCUACAGUCAGUCCAGCACAGCACUUUGCUUCACCUGUGCUUGGUACAGCAGCAUUGUCACAGGUGGAUUGCUUUACAUCUUAGUGGCACAAGUUCUUAAUAUCAGCUUCAAUGUGACGGAGCGGGAGGCUCAGCUGGCUCUGAGGAACAAAACGGGCCAGAUCCGCCUGUGGGGACUCGUCAUCGACACAGGAGAGUAUUCACGUGGCUUCUAUCAGAACUGGGUUGAGUUCCUCACCAUGACAGAUGCCUCGAUGGCUGGGAAGUGGUACCUGAUUGGAUUUGCCACUAACGCCCAGUGGUUCGUCAGCCGCAGAGCCAGCAUGAAGAUGGGCACGACCAUGUUCACCCCAACUGCCGAUGGGGACCUGGACAUGUCAUACGCCAGUCUCACCUCUGAUGGCACUUGUUGGAGAAUGAACAACCUGGCAAGGAAGACUGACGUGCCUGGGAAGUUCACAUACACCAGUGAGCGCUGGAGGAAUGAGAAUGACAUGCGCGUGGUUGAUGUGAAGUAUGACGAGUACGCUCUGAUUCAAACCAUCAAGACCAAGGGGGGUGAAAUCACCGUUGUCAACAAACUAUAUGGCCGCGGAACGGACCUCAGUGCUGAUCUGCUGGAGAAGUUCAGGCAGUUUUCCUUGGAGGCUGGCAUCCUGCCUGAAAACGUGGCUUUCCUUCCAAAAAAUGCCGAGUGCCCAGCUGCUUAGCUUCCUGCCCCUGGUCAUCACAUGUCAGCGAUGCUGUCUCAACACCUUAACCUUUGUUGUGAAUAUCCUACAUCCAUCACAGUCACUGCCAAGACCUGAGACAAUAUCAUUUUUUUUUCAGUUUAUUUUCUCUGCUCUUUCAAAUGUUGUAAUACCAUAAACAUGAUGUAAAACCUGGUUUCCAUAUACAAUACUUUGCUUUUCUCUACCUGCACCUGAAACUAAGCACCAUCUUUAAAGACCCCCUCCAGACGUGUUUUGUGACAUAUAAAAUGCUCUACUUUGAA